Molecule: messenger RNA, 2957 nt
Organism: Cucurbitaria berberidis CBS 394.84
Lineage: Eukaryota; Fungi; Ascomycota; Dothideomycetes; Pleosporales; Cucurbitariaceae
Product: DNA mismatch repair protein
Exons: 2
Coding region: 82-2850 (922 amino acids)
Biological process (GO): mitotic recombination; mismatch repair
Cellular component (GO): MutSalpha complex; nucleus
Molecular function (GO): ATP-dependent DNA damage sensor activity; mismatched DNA binding; ATP binding
Source: RefSeq, a predicted model, not a curated record
CAUCAUCUCUUUUCCGACUCUUCCCUCUCUGUUUACUACUACUACAAUUUCAUUUCUGCUGUAUUAUCGCAUUGCUUCACCAUGGCGUCCAGACCUGAGAUGCGCGAGGAGGACGAAUCGGGCUUCUGCAAGUUCUUCCGCAACCUGCCCAAGAAAGACGAAGACACCAUACGCAUAUUCGACCGCAGCGAUUACUACAGCGCUCACGGCGAAGAUGCAAAAUUCAUUGCAAACACAGUUUACCGAACAACGGCUGUCAUACGGAAAUUGGGCCGCGAGCCAGGGCUCGAGUCUGUCACCAUGACCACAAUGGUGUUCCGCAACUUUCUCCGAGAGGCACUUUUCCGACUGAGCAAGCGAGUCGAAAUAUGGCAGUCAACAGGGAAGCGCAUGGAUUGGCAGGUGGCUAAACAGGCCUCACCUGGCAACCUCCAGGACCUCGAAGACGAGCUUGGUGGUCAAAUGGAGAAUGCUCCCAUCAUACUGGCAGUCAAAGUGUCCGCGAAGGCCUCCGAGGCGCGAAAAGUGGGCGUCUGCUUCGCCGAUGCAAGCGUACGGGAACUCGGCGUCACCGAAUUCCUCGACAACGACCUCUACUCGAACUUCGAAUCGCUCCUCAUCCAGCUCGGCGUCAAGGAAUGCCUCAUACAAGUUGAUACCUCGAAGAAGGACGUGGACCUCAAUAAGCUGCGGACCAUUGCCGACAACUGCGGAUGCGCUGUAGCGGAGCGUGGACAUUCAGACUUUGGUACCAAUGACAUCGAGCAAGAUCUGCCACGAUUGUUGAAGGACGAGCGCGCGGCAGGAUCACUACCUUUGACAGACUUGAAACUCGCCAUGGGUGCCGCUGCUUGUCUCAUCAGAUACUUGGGUGUCAUGUCGGAUCCAUCAAACUUCGGGCAAUAUCAGCUCUACCAGCACGAUCUAUCGCAGUAUAUGAAACUCGACGCAGCAGCCUUGAAAGCUCUCAAUCUCAUGCCUGGACCUCGAGACGGUGCGAAGAACAUGAGCCUAUACGGCCUUCUCAACCACUGCAAGACGCCUACUGGAAGCCGAUUACUUUCACAGUGGCUCAAACAGCCCUUGAUGAAUGCCACAGAAAUUGAGAGGCGCCAACAACUCGUGGAGGCGUUCGUAAAUGACACCGAAUUGAGACAGACUAUGCAGGAGGAGCACCUGCGCUCAAUACCCGACCUGUACCGACUCGCAAAGAAGUUCCAGCGCAAAGUUGCGAAUCUUGAAGAUGUUGUACGAGCAUACCAAGUCGUCAUUCGGCUGCCCGGCUUUCUCAGCUCUCUCGACUCCGUCAUGGACGAGCAAUACAAGGAUCCUCUCGACGCUGAGUACACGGAGAAGCUGCGUCAGUACUCAAUAGCAUUUGUGGGUCUACAGGAUAUGGUGGAGACGACGGUUGACCUUGAUGCGCUCGACAACCACGAAUUCAUCAUCAAGCCCGAGUUCGACGAGUCUUUGCGCACAAUUCGCAAGCGGCUGGACAAGCUGAAGCAAGAUAUGGAGUCAGAGCACGUCAGGGUUGGCGACGACCUCAAUCAGGAUAUAGAAAAGAAGCUGUUCCUCGAGAAUCACAAGGUACACGGUUGGUGCUUUAGGCUAACGCGCAACGAAGCGGGCUGCAUUCGGCAAAAGAAGCAAUAUCAGGAGAUCUCGACACAGAAGAACGGCGUGUACUUCACCACAUCAACACUACUAGACAAGCGUCGGGAAUUUGAUCAACGUUCGGAGAGCUACAACCGCACCCAAUCUGGACUUGUCAACGAAGUAGUCUCGGUCGCUUCGUCGUACGUCCCUGUCAUUGAGAAGCUGGCAGCUGUUCUUGCACAUCUCGAUGUCAUCGUCGCUUUUGCCCACGUCUCCGUCCAUGCACCCACGUCAUAUACUAGGCCGAAAAUGCACCCACGAGGCACCGGCAACACUGUGCUCAAAGAAGCACGACAUCCCUGCAUGGAGAUGCAAGACGACAUUUCCUUCAUCACCAACGACGUCAGCCUUGUCCGCGACGAAAGCGAGUUCCUCAUCAUCACCGGUCCAAACAUGGGCGGCAAAUCCACAUACAUCCGGCAGAUUGGUGUCAUCGCUCUCAUGGCACAGAUCGGAUGCUUCGUACCUUGUUCAGAAGCUGAAUUGACAAUCUUCGACUGCAUACUCGCCAGGGUAGGCGCCAGCGACAGCCAGAUCAAAGGUGUCUCGACCUUCAUGGCUGAGAUGCUCGAAACAGCCAACAUUCUCAAAUCCGCGACCAAGGAAUCUCUCAUCAUCAUCGAUGAACUUGGCCGUGGCACGAGUACAUACGACGGCUUCGGCCUCGCCUGGGCAAUCUCAGAGUAUAUCGUCAAAGAGAUUGGGGCUUUUGCGCUCUUUGCAACGCAUUUUCAUGAGCUCACCUUGUUGGUCGACACGUACCCUCAAGUUCAAAAUCUCCACGUCGUCGCACACAUCUCAGAAGGCACGACAGAGAACGACAACGGCGUGCAAAAGAAACGCGAGGUCACCCUCCUCUACAAAGUCGAGCCUGGCUUCUCUAAUCAAUCGUUCGGUAUUCACGUUGCAGAGCUCGUCCGGUUCCCACAGAAGGUCAUCAAUAUGGCGAAAAGGAAAGCGGAUGAGUUGGAAGAUUUCUCGAGCAAGCAUGAAGUGGGCUUGGUGAAGGCGAGUAAAGAGGAAGUGGAGGAAGGCAGCAAGCUGUUGAAGGAGGUCCUGGCGCAGUGGAAGGCAGAGGUUGAGGCGAAGGGUCUGACGAAGAAACAGCAAGUAGAGAGGAUGAGGGAGAUUGUCAAGGCAAACCAAGAUUUGAUAGAAAAUGGGUUCUUCAAGGAGAUUCAGGCGUUGUAGCUAGGCGAAAUGUUUUCGGGUUCCUAGAGAGACACAGUGUCCUCUACAAACAGGAGUCUUUGUUCAGCGAAAAUUAGCAGCAUGAUACCAAACAGUUUACUUAUUCC